UCUCACUAAUCUAUGUUUCACAAUAAUAAGUGAGUUUCGGUAGAUACCUACGUUACCUUUGUUGAUAAAUGAAAUUGUGAAAACCAAACCAAUUUGACUGAACAAUAGGAAUUGAUAAAAUAGAAGUAUCUUUAAAUAUUUCAGUGAUUCUAAUUAAAAUGAGCUUCAAUUCAGAUGAACUACAGGCGCCAGAGUGGGUAAAUUCGGAUUUUCUUAAAAAAGUUCUGGAAUAUAAUGGAGACCUGGAAAAUGUUACGAUUGAUGACUACCAAAUCUCUGCAGCUACUGCUCUUGGCGAUCACUUUGCCAGCAUCAUGUUCCGGGUAAAGAUUACGUUCUCAACUCAAGAACAUCCAAGUGAGACACGCUCGAUAAUCAUCAAAACCUCACCAUUUGUUGAAGGAUUUAAAAAGGAUAUUCUAGAUAAAACUAAUAUAGACCAUUUUGCCACAGAAAUUUUCAUGUAUUCAAAAGUCUUAGCCGAAUGCGGGCAAAUUUUGAAGAAAGCCGGCUACAAUGACUUGCUGGCUCCAAAAAUGAUUUACCAGUCAACGCAACCGCACGAAGUAAUAGUUUUUGAAGACUUAAGGGAGCUCGGAUAUUUUAUGUUUCCAAAAACAAUUCCAAAUGAAGCUGAUACCGAACUCAUUUUCUCCAAGUUGGGCCGAUAUCAUGCUUCCGUAUUCAGGCUAGCAUCAGAGGACCACAAGGAUUUCCAUCGAAAAGGAGGCAUUUUCAAUGCGGGUGCCAUAGAAAAUUUAAAUUUCCUUCGGGAAGGAUUUGUUUUCUUUAAGGAACUGGUAGGCACAUUGCCCGGAUUUGAGAUAGCCUCAGAAAAGUUGGAAAAGUUGGAGUUUGAUAAAAUCGUAGAAAAAUGUAAACAAUCUGUCAACUCAUCUGGUUCUUAUGAGCUCCUCAAUCAUGGCGAUUAUCAUAUCAAAAACAUGAUGUUUAAGGGCCAAAACGAGACAGAAGUCUCAGAAGUUGUUCUGGUCGACUUCCAAGUAUCCCACUGGGGUUCACCAGCUUUCGAUCUUGUUUACAUGUCAGCUGUUAUUCCCCCUAGGAUGCGGAUGAGAGCUUAUCAUCAUUAUUUUGAUACAUUCAUUGAUGUGCUGAAGAAAUCUGAUUACAACGGGGUUCUACCUACUUUUGAGCUAUUGCAAAAAGAUUUGAAAUCUUAUCGACAUUUGGAUUUAUUUUUCUUGGCUACAUUAACACCACUGCUUUGUGCGGAUAAAGAUGAAAUUAAUGAGCAAGUGGAAGUCCUGCUACAGAGUUCAAAUCACCUUAAAAAAUUUUAUAAAGCGGCUAAUUAUAUUUCGUAUGUAAAAGAAUUGUUGCCGGUCCUGUUACAGGAAGGCAUUAUCGACGGUCUUAUAGAUUCCAAUUAAAAAGUGUUCCUCUUAUUAUG
Hermetia illucens (black soldier fly) is the source of this 1414-nucleotide messenger RNA. RefSeq lists its product as uncharacterized. The transcript is spliced from 6 exons. Lineage: Eukaryota; Metazoa; Arthropoda; Insecta; Diptera; Stratiomyidae. The record is from RefSeq and is a predicted model, not a curated record. The coding region runs from base 159 to 1394 and encodes 411 amino acids.